Molecule: messenger RNA, 1408 nt
Organism: Arachis ipaensis
Lineage: Eukaryota; Viridiplantae; Streptophyta; Magnoliopsida; Fabales; Fabaceae
Product: putative GEM-like protein 8
Source: RefSeq, a predicted model, not a curated record
GUAGGAAAAAUUCAAGCAUUUAUUUUUUUUCUUUCUUUCUUUCUAGAUUUUGAAUGUUCUCUUUUUCUCAAUGCAGGAAACUUAUUGUUUAUCGCAGAAGUCCAUGAUUAUGAUAGUCAGCAUUAUUAGAUCAACUAAACAUUGAAAAAUUAAUCAAAACCAAGACCAAAAAGUUGGCCAAAUUUUUUUUAUUUGAAAAAAAUAAAUUGGCUUUCACACCUUCGGCUUAUAAUUCAACCUUGUUAUUUGUCAGUAACAAGACUUCAUAUUUCAAGAAUUAAGAUGACAUUUUUAUUGUCUACCUAUAUUUUUUUUUUAUAUUUUUUUUUUGUCUUACUAGAAGCAUAUAGUAAAUAUUUUAUUCUUAUGCUUUGUGAUCUUAGUAGUUUUCAAUGACAAUGAUUUCUGUGUUAAUAAUAUUUAUAAUUUCAGACUUUGGUUUUUUCAAACCCCUUUAAUCAGAUAUUACCUUGGACGGCUGUAACAAGAAUAUAGCAAAUAUAAUCUGUGUUAUAUUUUUAAGAAUUAUUCAAACUUGCAUAUUAGGUGUUUGAGAUUUGUUUUCACUCACUCAUGAUGAAGUCCUUUGGUACCUCUCCUAGGAAAUGCUUUUCAAGUUCCAACUCUGACGAUAGCUUUGAAUCCACCAUAACAAACAAAGAAAGUGUAGAGAGUGGCACAAGAAAAAAAGGCAGCAGUUUUGCAUCUAGAAUUCAUGAACAUGUAAAACUUGGUUCAAAACUAUCUGAGACUUUAAAGGGAAAGUUGAAUUUGGGAAAAAAGAUUAUACAAAAAGGUGGGAGAGGGAACAUUUUUAAGUACAUUUUUGGGAUGCAAGAAGAUGAGAAACUCUUGAAGGCUUCUCAGUGCUAUUUAUACACCACAGCUGGUCCUAUUGCUGGGGUUCUAUUUGUUUCCACCAAAAAGGUUGCAUUUUGCAGUGAAAAUCACAUAACUUUUUCUUCUUCAUCUGGAGAGUUAGUUAGUGCACCUUACAAGGUUUUGAUACCAGUACAAAAGAUCAGAGAAGUAAAUGAAAGCCAGAAUGUGAACAAGUUAAAGCAGAAGUACAUAGAAAUAGUUACUGAAGAUGAGUAUGAAUUUUGGUUUAUGGGAUUUUUGAGGUAUAAAAAAGCUUUAAAGAAUCUCCAUAAAGCAAUUUCUAAUACAAAUUAAUCACAGAAAAAAGAAAAUUUAUUGAUUGUAAUACAUCAAGUAGUUUUGUCACAUUAGAUUUGAUGAGAUUGAAAAGUUUUUUUUUUGUAUGACCAUUUUUUGUAGCUUUAGUAUUAAUAUAAUCUGUGUUCUGUCUUUUUUCCUUUCUUUGAAGCAAAAAAUGUGUAUAAACUUAAAGGAGCCAAAAUAGUGAUACUAGUUGAAAUAUGAAUUGUUUAUAAUUUGUGUUGUU